Messenger RNA from Eptesicus fuscus (big brown bat), 2282 nucleotides. It is a transcript of the gene FASTKD2, whose product is annotated as FAST kinase domains 2. The coding region runs from base 139 to 2211 and encodes 690 amino acids. The record is from RefSeq and is a predicted model, not a curated record. Lineage: Eukaryota; Metazoa; Chordata; Mammalia; Chiroptera; Vespertilionidae. Gene Ontology annotation, biological process: mitochondrial RNA processing; regulation of mitochondrial mRNA stability. Gene Ontology annotation, cellular component: ribonucleoprotein granule; mitochondrial matrix. The transcript is spliced from 12 exons. Gene Ontology annotation, molecular function: RNA binding.
UUCGUGGUUCCUGAAUGUAGCCACGGGGUUCAGGUCUAAGGAAAGCAACGGCAUGUGCUCUCUUUCACGGAUAGAAGCGAUGUUGGUAGCAUAGUGACAACUCUCGAGCCUUUGGCAAGUGUCUCAGUGGAUAGCAAGAUGAAUAACAGAGCAGGUUCCUUUUUAUGGAAUCUCCGGCAAUUCAGUACUUUAUCUCCAACAAGCAGAACUGGGAGGCUGAACCCUUUGGGAUUUUGCCGACCAAAAAUUGUUUAUUCAAACUGGAACCCAAGAAACCAUCUCUUAAACGACUUUGAUAAUAAAAUGCAAUCAUCUAUUAGGUAUCUCUUUCAGGAUGCCUCGAUUUUUAAAUCAGGAGAUGACGUCUUUCCAACAAAGGGCAUAAGCCCUGUGACAGCCCUUACAGUCAACAGAUUAUUCUGUCGUAGAAGGCUGUCCUUUGACUCAGAACAGUCUCCUGUCUCUGCUGAUGGAUUGAAGAAAAUAAACUUUCAUCAUGACGCCUCUAAUGAAGACGUUCUCACCAAGGAGACAAAACCAACCCCUGUCAACUUGAAAAAACUGUCUCAGGGCAAUUCCCUGAGUGACGUGUUAGAUACAUUUUCAAACGCACCUACAUUUCCUAGUAGUAACUAUUUCUCAGCAAUGUGGACAAUUGCCAAAAGGAUGUCUGAUGAUCAGAGACGCUUUGAAAAACAACUGAUGUUUAACCACCCUGCAUUUACCCAGCUGUGUGAACACAUGAUGAGAGAAGCCAAGAUCAUGUACUAUGACCACCUGCUGUUCAGUCUUUACGCUAUAGUGAAGCUGGGCAUUCCUCAGAACACUCUGUUGGUUCAGACUCUGCUGAGGGUGGUUCAGGAACGUAUCAAUGAGUGUGAUGAGAAAUGUCUUUCAGUUUUGUCAGCUAUUUUAGAAGCAAUGGAGCCAUGCAAGAAUGUGGAUGUUCUUCGAUCAGGAUUGCGGAUACUAGUUGAUCAACAAAUUUGGAAAAUAAAACGUGUCUUCACAAUACAAGCUGUGAUGAAAAGUAUUGGAAAAGAUGCACCGAUUUCUCUUAAAAAGAAACUGGAGAUGAAAGCUUUGAGGGAAGUAGACAGAUUUUCUGUUUUGAAUAGCCAGCGCAUGUUUGAGGUCCUAGCUGCCAUGGAUCACCGUUCUGAUAUACUUCUGGAUGAAUGCAGUAAGAUGGUCAUAGGUAAUAUCAAUGGAUGUCCUUUGAAAAUAUUGAUCACCAUAUUGCAGUCUUGCAGAGACCUCCGAUACCAUAAUUUAGAUCUUUUCAAGGGAAUAGCAGAUUAUGUGGUUACAACUUUUGAUGUCUGGAAGUUGAAACAAGUUCUUUUUAUCCUUAUUUUAUUUGAAAACCUUGCCUUUCGACACACUGGUCUGAUGGAUUUAUUUAUGAAGAAAGUGGUGGAUGAACGUGGCUUCCUGACCAUGAAAAGCAUUGUGUCUAUUCUUCACGUGUACUCCUCUCUGAAUCACCUCCACGGGGGCCCAGCCCGAGAGUUCCUGGAUGCUAUGGGCGCUGCUCUGACUGGUUAUCUCCACCACAUCUCUUCUGAAAACCUGCUGAAUGCUGUGUGUUCGUUCUGCUUGAUGAACCAUUUUCCCUUGGCUCCCAUUAACCAGCUUCUCCAGAAGGACAUCAUCGAUGAGCUGCUGAUGUCAGAUAACAAGGAGAGGAAUGCUUACAAGCUUCAGAUUUUGGCUGCCUGUCUGAAACUUGAUGAUGUUCCUUGUCACAAGGCCUUAGACUUAGUACUGCCAUCGCUGCCACCUGCACCAUUGUAUCCAAAUGCAAAGGUGGCCGAGUUGCUGAGCAGCCUCCUGGGAGAGGGGUACUUCUUGGAAAAUGUACAGUUGCCACAUAAUCAUCAUAUCGAUUUUGAAAUCAGAAUGGAUUCUAACAGGAGUGAAGUGCUCCCACUUUCUGAUGCGAAUGCAGUAACUUCUGCUACAGAUAUUCAAAGAGUAGCUGUACUCUGUGUUCCUAGAUCUACUUACUGUUUGGAUUUAACCCACCCCAGAGGAUUCCUUGCUAUGAAAAUGCGUCAUUUGAAAGUAAUGGGUUUUCAUGUGAUCUUGGUCAACAAUUGGGAGAUGGAGAAACUAGAGAUGAAGGAGGCGGUCACAUUUUUGAAGUCUCAAAUCUAUUCAACUGAAAACCCUCCUACUGCUGAUGUUAAUUUUCAAAGCACAUGUUAAAGUAAAUAACUUUUCGUAUUAAGAGACAGACAUAAAUUUGUAAAAUAGCUUUAAUAAAGACUGCAAUUCAA